Molecule: messenger RNA, 3745 nt
Organism: Notolabrus celidotus (New Zealand spotty)
Lineage: Eukaryota; Metazoa; Chordata; Actinopteri; Labriformes; Labridae
Gene: map7d2b
Product: MAP7 domain containing 2b
Exons: 17
Coding region: 101-2098 (665 amino acids)
Biological process (GO): microtubule cytoskeleton organization
Cellular component (GO): microtubule cytoskeleton
Source: RefSeq, a predicted model, not a curated record
UCAUUGUGUUGCACCGGGCGCUCCCCGGUGCUGUGUCUCGGUAGUCCGGAUCCCUUCAGGUGUCGUCGGUGAAAAUAUUAAAUAUUCGACGACCUUUGAGAUGAGUGAAGUGGCCUCGAGCCGCCCUGAGAUGACAGCGCUCGCUCCGCCUCCUGCACAACCCAUCACCAGUAGGAACGCUUCUCCUUGUCGCUCGCCGUCCAGUCACAGGAGCCCUACAGGCUCUCGGCAGAAUUUAGCAAAAGAGCGACGCGAGGACCGAGAGAAGGCACAAGAGGGAUCCGAGCUCCUGCGGGAUAAGGAGCGCCGCGCGCAGCAGCAGCUGGACCGCUGCGCCGAGGAGCGAGGGAGGAAGAUGGAGGAGCAGAGGAGGAAGGAGCAGAAACGCAGAGCGGCUGCGGAGGAGAAGAGACGGCACCAGAAGGAGGCUGAGAAGGAGCGGCUGGAGGCCCUGGUGCGCCGGAGAGCUGGUGGCGCCGAGAGACGAGGAGGAGGAGGAGGAGGAGGAGGAGGAGGAGGGAACGGAGGGGGAGGAGUAGGAGGGGAGGCCCGAGACCACCUGGAUAACAGGCCCAAACGCUGGACGUGGGGAGGACCGCCUGACGGAGUGGAGGGUAACCCUAAGACCCCGCCCUGCCCUGCCAUUGGCUCCGCACAGCCCAAUGAGCUUCCUGCUGCUGCUUCCAGCGCCAGCCAAUCCCGUAACGUUGGUGACUUCUUGUCUCCUUCAACGAUGGAGCAGCAAAUCAACAAACAGCUCUCCAACUCCUCAGCCGCCCUGCAUUCACCAGAGAGAGUGUCUUUUGUGUCUCAACGAACAGCGUCCCCGAGCAACCACAGACCGAACAGAAGCUCCUCCAACCGCAGGAGCAUCGCUGGGUUCCCCGACGAAACAUCCAAAGCCAGAACACCUACGGGUGAGACUCCGAACACGCCGGCUCGCAGCUCUUCCUUCAGGUCUAACAGCAAGGGCCCUGCCACACCGAAACGGGUGAGGUCAAACAGGAGUCGGGCCCAGUCGCCCUGCUCCCCCGGACAGUACCCGCCCUCCCCGAUCCGGCACAGGGCCACCACCCCGGGCCACGACGAGAGGAACCACAUCUCUGAGGUCAAAGGUCACAGCACCCUGGAGAGGAAAGCAACCAAAUCUGAGACCUCGGAGAAAAAGAUCCCCAAAUCCACCAGCAGAGAGCUGAACGCAGAGUCUCCAGGAACACCCACGGGCAGGAGUGUGGGCGGGACGACAGACGCUGAGGAGGCGUCCAGGCUGCUGGCAGAGAGGAGACGUCUGGCUCGGAUACAGAAGGAGCAGGAGGAGAAACAACGGCAGGAGGAUGAGAGGCUGAGGGCCGAGGAGGAGCAGAGGAGGCUGCAGGAGGAGAAAGAGAGACAGGAGAGAGCCGCUGUGCAGGCGGAGGAGGAGAGAGUGAGGCGGGAGGAGGAGCGGAGGAACAAAGAGGACGAGGAGAGGCGACAGAAGGAGCAGAGAUGGAAGGACAUGCAGGACCAGCUGGACAGAGAGAGGGAGGAGGCCUUCCUGAGAGCCCAGAAGGAGGCGGAGAGGAAGAGGCAGGAGAGAGAGCUGCUGCACAUCCAGGAGGAGCAGGAGAGGCAGCAGAGGAAGAAGAGGAUUGAAGAGAUCAUGAAGAGGACAAGGAAGAGUGAAGUGGAGCCUCUGACCGGGACUGCAGUGCCCGACUCGAGGGCAGAGGCUGCCGUCGCCUCAGAGGAGGAGGCAGCGACUCCAGCUGAAGCCCCCGUCAUCAUGCUGGGACCUCUGGAGCACAAGAGCUUCGUGGACGAGCUCUCUGACGGAGUCCAGUCCAUGGACGUCAGUCCUGUGUCCAGGGACGAGCAGGCGAGCGCUCACGAGUUCUCCCCGGUCACCGAGGGCUGCCCCCUGGACCACCUGAUAGACAUAGACGCCCACGGACCAGGGCAGGGUCACGUCGCGGAGACGCCCCCGUACCCCAAGAUGCAGGCCGGCAGCGGGGUCGGGGACCUGAACAAAAACCUUCUGAUUCAGGCGUACAGCGCCGCCUCUGAAACAUCACAGCUCAUCCACAGCAUCGGGCCGACCAAGCUGGACGUCCAGUAGCCAGAAGAGCCGGCCGGUUCAGUCCAAACAGGAGCCUGGAGAACAAAACCAAGAAAUCAUCACCUCUGUCUGCAACGACGAUGACGACAAGAACCAUCGUCUCCACAAAGGAAGGAAUGCUCAAUAACUCACCUCACAUCUGUAAAACUAAAACUCGCUUCGCAGUAAAGCUUUUGGCAACGAUUUGACGCAGCGCAGGCGGGCGACUGUGACUCUCACACACGUCACAGUUUGACUCAAUCACACAGAUGAUAUGAAGAGGGUUUAUAAGUAAGGUUUCUGCAUGUUUGUUGGAUUUAAAAGUGAAGAAUCGGGAUGAAAAGAAGUGUAAAGUAAAGGUGAAACGUUAUUAACACACAUGCUCAACACAGCAUCUUCUCAUGACUUCUACAUUCUGAUCUCCUGAAGCCAGCGUCGUCCGCCUGCGCCGCCUCAAAGCAUCACUCGAGUAUCACCCGCUUUAAUCUCUCAGCCCUGCUUUUGUAAAGUGUAAAUAGACGUGAGCGGUGGAGGAGGAGUGUGGGGCGGCUCUGUAGCAGUGAAUCUGGAGGGAAGCUGUAAAAAAAAAGAAAAAAGAGACACUGUUGUGUAAAUCCUGUGUAGCAUCUUCAGUGAGGACUAGCUAGCUGAGCUGUUAAUGGUUGUAGCUGUGUACUGGACCAGUGUGUGAGAGCCUCUCUCUCUGUCUGUCAGUGAUGGUUCCUGUGUGUUUACCUCCCCUCUGCUGACAGCGACGCCUCCUCUGUCGUCCUGACGCAGAAGAAAACGAUCUGAUAUUAUAGCCCCGCCUCUCGCUUUGUUUUCUGCUGCUCGUCACUCCAUUCACGGACGUCUCUGUGGAGGUGAAAGGAAGGGGGAAGAAUACGUCAAAUGUCCUGCAUUUUGAUCAGGAAAAUGUUGACACUGUGUUGUGUUUUUUUGUCUGACACUGACUGUAACCACGCUUACUGCAGUUCAUAGAGUGCACUUACAGUAGAUGUGUGUUUCACCGCUCUGAAGACGCUUGAUUUUUCCUCCUCAGCUCAUCCCCCCCCCCCCCCCGACUAAAAAUAUACCUCACCAUUCAGAACAGACUCUGGUGUGAAACAGCGUUCACCGCCUCGCAGCUCAUCACCUCUGAGGCCUUAAACCUCUGUGCAGUCAAACAUGUCCCCUGAAGCAGCCAGCCGUCUCUGCGUUAUCCAGCAUGUGCACUUUGGCUCUGUAAAGGCUCCUUUCCACUAAGAACACCGUGAAGUAGAGAGACAGCGAUUUCUAGAGCAAGUCUGGGUUUGAUGUCAGCCGGUCAGGCAGGAGAGAAAACAUGACUCAUGAGAAAUUAUGAAACUAUGAAAGAAAGCUUUGAUUAUCUGCGGGGUAAAAGCAUGCCACAGACUCUGAAGGACCCCAGAGUUAAAGGGAGUCACAGUCAGGAUCGCUGCCUGAGCAAAUUCCCCCAGCAGAACCCAAAACACCAUCACUGACCGACCCGUGUGCAAAUAUCAGUCCAAUAUUUCCUCCUACAUCAUGAUCUGGUGCCAAUUAUGACUCUUUGUUGUAAAGCUACUCCAUUCCUCACAUUUAUUGUCGCACCCCCUCCUAAAUCUGUACAUUUAUUUUAAUAGUUUAGGAAAAUCUGUCCUGUUAUUUAUUAAAAUUAUGGUUAUG